AUGAGCAAUAACCCUAUGAUGUAAUUUAGAGACAUCGCUCUCUAAAAAAUUACUCAAGGUAUUAACAUCUUUAAUACCAAGAAGGAUAACAUUAAUGAAAGAGAUUAAGGUUAUAGGUUGAUGGUUUCUGGUCUUGAAGACUUAAUCAAGUAUAGAAAGCAAGAAACAAAUGUUGAUAUUUAAAAUAUUUUAAAGCCAAAGAUAGAUGAAUAUUUAAAGCAAGCAGCUGCCAUGAAAGCUGAAAUUUCUGCCUAAUAACAGAACAUUAAUCAAUAGAUUCAAAAGCAAUCUUAAUUUAGCUAUCAAGCAAACAAUUAAAAUUUGAAUAAUAUUAACACUAAUAUGAAUAAUAAUAAUAAUCAAAAUUAAUAUAAGCCUCCAGUUAACAACAACAACAACAACAAUAAUAGCAAUAACACCAAUAACAAUAAUGGUGGAAAUAACUAAAACAAUAACUAAGGAAAAAGUUAAAUCAAGGAAGGUGAUAAAGAUAAUGCUAAGUUUGAACAAGCAUUAGGUGAAGCAAUUGUUACUGAAAAGCCAAAUGUUCACUGGUCUGAUGUUGCUGGUUUAGAAAAUGCUAAGAAAGCACUUAAUGAAGCAGUUAUCCUACCCAUCAGAUUCCCUCAUAUAUUCUAAGGUAUGAUCAAGCCUUGGAGAGGUAUUUUGUUAUAUGGACCUCCAGGUACUGGUAAAACAUUCUUGGCUAAGGCUUGUGCAACAGAAUGUGAUGCUACCUUCUUCUCUAUUUCCUCCUCUGAUUUAAUUUCUAAGUGGGUUGGUGAAUCUGAAAAGUUAAUUAAGACUUUGUUUAAAAUGGCCAGAGAGAAAAAACCUUCUAUUAUAUUUAUUGACGAAAUAGAUUCAAUGACUGGAAAUAGAUCUGAAGGUGAGAAUGAAGCAUCCAGAAGAGUCAAAACUGAAUUUUUAGUUUAAAUGCAAGGUGUUGGCAAUGAUGACACUGGUGUUCUUGUCCUUGGUGCUACAAACGUUCCUUGGGGUUUAGAUCCUGCUAUUAGAAGAAGAUUUGAAAAAAGAAUUAUGAUUCCUUUACCAGAAAAGGAAGCUAGAUUCUAAUUGAUUGACAAUCUCUUGAAUAAAACUCCCAACUGCAUUACAUAAGAAGAAAGAUUAUACAUUGCAGAAAGAACUGAAGGUUUUUCAGGUUCUGAUAUAUCUAUUUUAGUUAGAGAAGCUUCAUAUGAGCCUCUGAGAAUAGCAUAAAGAGCCACUAAAUUCAAAAAGAUUUAAGACAAAGAUGGCUAACCUAAGUAUGUUGCUUGUGCUCCUAGUGAUCCCUAAGGUGAAUCAAAAGUAUUAAUGGAUAUAUAAGGUAGUAUGUUAAAAUUGUAAGAUGUCAGUAUAGAUCACUUCGAAUUAGCCUUGUAAUCUUGUAAACCCUCAGUCUCUGAAAAAGAUAUAGAGAGACAAAUUGAAUUCACUAAAGAAUUCGGCCAAGAUGGUUGA
Tetrahymena thermophila SB210 is the source of this 1467-nucleotide messenger RNA. RefSeq names its product AAA-type ATPase. Lineage: Eukaryota; Ciliophora; Oligohymenophorea; Hymenostomatida; Tetrahymenidae. The transcript is spliced from 5 exons. Gene Ontology annotation, molecular function: ATP hydrolysis activity; ATP binding. The record is from RefSeq and is a predicted model, not a curated record. Gene Ontology annotation, biological process: endosomal transport; vacuole organization.